AUGGGGCCGACGUAUGAGGACGAGGAAGAAGACGAGGGCGAUGUGGCGCGAAAGGCGCUGCCGGUGAGGUCGACGCCGUUUCGGAAUCUUGGCGGCGGCGGGUCGGACUCGGAUGAGGACGGCGGGGUGGAUCCGAUUCUGGAGCUGCAGCGCAAGGCGAGCGAGGCGCUACUGAAGCGAGUGGCGUUUGACUAUGCAGCCCACGACUACAAGGAGCUGCCUAUCAAGCCGGGCAUCCGGUUCUAUCAGCUGCUCGCGCCGCGGCCAGAGGGGACGCGGGAGGAGCAGCGGCGACGCGGAGGACGGCUCAAGCUGCGGAUGCCCGACACCAUUGUGUGCGAGAUGGACGUCAUGCAUUGGUACUACACCUCUGCCGACGGACGUGCUGGUAGCGAUUCUCAAGCGGCCGGCGCACUCGUCGCCGUUCACCUCGAACGAUAUUACGCUGCUCUCGACGCGACGCUCGCGCCAGUGCUCUCGUCGCCGCCCAACGCGCCGUAUUGCAUCCAGAAGUUUGUCAACUUUAAGGGCAAGAAGGCCACCAUUGUGCGGUGCGUGUGGGAGGCGGGCAAGGCGUGCAAGGCGUAUGUCAUCUCGAACAACAUUGCGGUGGACGACAUUUCAACGACCGACUUUAAGCGGCGGUAUUGCACCCAGACCGGCGACGCGGGAGCGACGACGGUGUUCAAGCUCACCGGGCGCUCGCUUGGCGAAGUGGCGGAGAUGACCAACUCGAUUGUGCAGUAUGUGGAGCAGAACGUGACGCCGCGUCCACAGUUUGCGCAGCUCGUUGCCGACUUUAUGAAGGACGCCGGCUCGCAGUGGUGGUUCUUGCAGGUCAAGCACUUUACGCUCACGCCAAAGUGCCUCGCGCACUUUGAGGCGCGCGACAAGGGCGAGGCGCAUGUGCAGACGCCGGCCGAGCGCGAGAUGGUCUCCAAAGACUACCUGCUCAUGCUCACCUGCGGGUGCUGCAAGACGAGGUGCUCGUCCGAGGAGCUCAUCUACGAGCUAACGCUCAAGAUGAUUCUGGAGACGGUCCACCACCUCAAGUCGCGCGGCAUCGAGCUCCGCUGGUUCCAGCUCCUCGACGCGUCGACCAUCAUUGCCGACGACAAGGCCAAGUUCUACGCGCCGGCCAGGGUCUGCCGCUUCUGCUACGACCUGUACCUCACCGAGCAGAAGCUCAAGCGGAUGGUGACCAAGUUUGCAGCGGCGAUUGGCGUCCCCCUGGCGUUCGCUGGUACUGCUAGCGGCGGCGACAUUUCGCUCGGUCCACUCGGCUCGUUCAGCCUCUCGCCGUCGGCGAUGACGACGCUCGGCACGCCGGCGACACCGAUGCGGAGUGCAACGCCCUCGGCGCUGCUAGCGGCGUCGGCGUCGGGGCGGCGGUCCGAGUCACGAGCGCUGAUGACCCCGUCCAAACCGAUGCCGGCGGCGUGGGAGUAUGCGUUCUCGUUUGGCGAGGCGGUCCAAGUGGCACCGGACGACACCAACUUUCGGCCGGCUAACAUGCGACUUGUCCGGUUCAUCACCUUUCUGCACGAGCUCUACGACACGCCGGACCUGGUGUCGCUCUUUGGCGACGGCACCUUUUACCUCGAGUACACGGUGUUCCAGUACACAACGCGCAUUCCGCUCGAGCUCGUUGAGGGCUCGGUCGUCCCGGUCCACAAGCUGCGGGUCUUCCACUUUUGGGCCGACGACGCCGGCCUUGUCGAGUUUCUCGAGCGGCAGGUCAAGAUCGAGAUCAAGCUCUUCUCCACCGUCCAUGCCAAGCCGCUCUCGUCGACCUCGCUCUACCUCAAGCAGUUCCAGUCGGGCCUCGUCUCCAAGCUCGACUACUUUCAACUGUUCUCAACUCGCGAGAUGGCCGAGUGUGGGCUCAAGGCCACGCUUGGCUUUGUCAAGCUCAACACGGUCGAUCCGUCGGUCUUUGAGAUGGCCCGCCACCAGGGCGUGUACAUCCCAGUCGACCCGGGCUACUUUAGCGUCGACCCACUGCCCGAGGAGUGGAUGGCCAUCAUCCCCAACAAGCACGGUUUCCUCGAGUCUCUGCCGGACCACACGCGACACUCGCAGUCGACGCGGUUUGCGUCGAGCUCGGCGCUGGCCGAGCCGGCGGUGUUUGGCGGCGGCGGCAGUGGGGUGGGCGGCGCGAGCACCGACGCGUCGUUCUUUGUCACCCAGCUCGACGAGUCGGACGAGGCGCAGCUGCUCGCGCACAUGUCUGCGCUCUCGGCCAAGUUUGCGAGCCACGACUACACCGACGCCGUCCGCGAGCGAACCUGGCUCGUCAAGCUCAUGAUCCACUCUGUCGUCCACCUCUCCGCCGAGCCUGGUGAGCAGUGGAAGGUAGACUACUCGGUGCUCGGCCAGGAGUUCUCGUCGCCGUCGGUCCUGUUUGUCUCGGACGCCGCGCCGCUCGAGUUCAACACCACCGACGACAUCCACCUCCACUGCUCGUACUCGGGCCUGCAGGUCUGGCUCGACAAGUUCCCGGCCGCCGUCUUUGACGUUGUCUCGCGCGAGCGCUCGGCCGGUGGCACCGUCUCCAUCCCACUCGCCGCGCUCCUCCAGCGCGGCAAGGUGACCGGUAAGUUCAAGCUCGGCUCGCUUGUCGGCAACAUCGCCCAGGCGACCAAGCCGCUGUAUCUGAAGGUCUCGAUCUUUAUGAUCGAUCCCGACGACGCGCCCGAGUUUGCCUCGAUGCCCGCCGAGAUGGUCAUGACCGGCGCCAGCGAAGACCACGAGCUCAACGCGGCACUGAUGCAGUAAAGGUAGCCAGAAAGCA
Molecule: messenger RNA, 2794 nt
Organism: Thecamonas trahens ATCC 50062
Lineage: Eukaryota; Apusomonadida; Apusomonadidae
Exons: 3
Coding region: 1-2778 (925 amino acids)
Source: RefSeq, a predicted model, not a curated record